Anolis sagrei ordinatus is the source of this 5239-nucleotide messenger RNA. RefSeq names its product regulator of G protein signaling 6 (gene RGS6). The record is from RefSeq and is a predicted model, not a curated record. Gene Ontology annotation, molecular function: GTPase activator activity. Gene Ontology annotation, cellular component: neuron projection; cytoplasm. Lineage: Eukaryota; Metazoa; Chordata; Lepidosauria; Squamata; Anolidae. Gene Ontology annotation, biological process: regulation of G protein-coupled receptor signaling pathway; intracellular signal transduction; positive regulation of GTPase activity.
UGCUGCUGCUGCUGCUGCUGUGCGUUGCUGUGCCUGUGUGGCUGGAGGGCUUGGCGGGGAGGAGGGAGGGGGAGAGGGAGAGGGAGCGCGCGCUCCCCGCCUUUGGCUCCCCUCCCUUUGGCCUCGUGAGGAGGAUGAGGAGAAGGCGCCCGGCGGCUGGAGCGCACGAGCCCACAGAGGUGGCGGCAGAGGCAGAGGCAGAGGCAGCAGCAGCAGCAGCAAGGGGAGUAGCAGUGGGAGCCAGCCACGGAGGGGCAUGGAGAGCCUGGUGAGCCCUCCCCUCGCCACCUUCUGAAGGAAAAAAAGGCGCCAGGAGGAAAGCCCUCGAAGAGGAGGAGGGGGAGGAAAGGGGCCACCUUGGGGCUCACCCACCCCUCCUUUGCCUGCCUUGGCCACUCCACCUUUUCCCCGCCAUGAGCCAGGCUGUGCCCUGCAGCCUUUGAGGAGACCUUGCCCCUGAGGAGAAGGCGACGACGCAGCCUCGGUUGCCAAGGUGACGAGAACUAUUCAUCAUGGCCCAAGGAUCCAGUGACAUGGAAACCACUGAUCAAGAGGAGAGCUCUCCAAACAUGAUUGUUUAUCGAAAGAUAGAAGAUAUCAUUACAAGGAUGCAAGAUGACAAAGCUGGUGGAGUGCCCAUCCGAACAGUCAAGAGCUUCUUGACAAAAAUCCCCAGUGUUGUCACAGGGGCUGACAUAGUGCAAUGGAUCAUGAAGAAUCUCAACGUUGAAGAUCCAGCUGAAGCAAUACACAUGGGCAGCCUCGUCGCAGCACAGGGAUAUAUUUUUCCAAUCUCAGAUCAUGUGCUUACUUUGAAAGAUGAUGGUACUUUCUUUCGUUUUCAGGCUCCAUACUUUUGGCCUUCAAAUUGUUGGGAGCCAGAAAACACAGACUAUGCUAUCUAUCUUUGCAAGAGGACCAUGCAGAACAAAGCUAGACUGGAGCUGGCAGAUUAUGAAGCCGAGAAUUUAGCAAGACUACAGAGGGCUUUUGCAAGAAAGUGGGAAUUCAUCUUUAUGCAAGCUGAAGCACAAGUAAAAAUUGACAGGAAAAAGGAUAAAACGGAAAGGAAAAUUUUGGAUAGUCAAGAAAGAGCCUUCUGGGAUGUUCAUAGGCCAGUGCCAGGCUGUGUGAAUACAACAGAAAUGGACAUCAGAAAGUGCCGACGCAUGAAAAAUCCACAGAGAGUCAAAAAGUCAGUUUAUGGAGUCACAGAAGAUAGUCAGUCCCAAAGCCCUGUACAUAUGCCCUCCCAACCAGUUCGAAAAACAACAAAAGAUGAUGUCCGGAAACAAAUAACAUUCCUGAAUGUGCAGAUAGACAGACACUGUUUAAAAAUGUCUAAAGUAGCAGAAAGUUUAAUUACUUACUCAGAUCAGUAUAUUGACUAUGAUCCUUUUAUAACUCCUGCGGAACCUUCCAAUCCCUGGAUAAAUGAUGACACUGUGUUUUGGGACUUAGAAACAAGCAAAGAGCCUUCUCAGCAUCGCGUCAAAAGAUGGGGUUUCUCUAUAGAUGAAGUCUUGAAAGAUCCAGUGGGCCGUGACCAGUUUCUUCGGUUUUUGGAAUCAGAAUUCAGUUCUGAAAACCUCAGGUUUUGGCUGGCUGUCCAAGAUCUCAAAAAACAACCAUUGCAAGAUGUAGUUAACCGAGUGGAAGAGAUCUGGCAAGAGUUCCUAGCUCCUGGGGCCCAGAGUGCUAUUAAUCUGGAUUCUCACAGCUAUGAGAUAACAAGCCAAAACGUCAAAGACCCAGGGAGGUACACAUAUGAAGAUGCACAGGAACAUAUUUACAAGCUGAUGAAGAGUGACAGCUAUGCACGUUUUCUUCGUUCUAAUGCUUACCAAGACUUGUUGCUGGCAAAGAAGAAGCCGGAGAGUGGGCAAGGUCGUAGAACUUCUCUAGAAAAGUUUACUCGCAGUGUGGUAAGUUCAUUUGGCUUUUUUGGUUAUGUUUCUUCUUUUUUUUCCCCUUCCUUGCUUCAGCAUCCUCCUUUCUUUCAAAAGAUUUUCAUUUAAUUUUUUAAGCAACAACAAUUUAGUUAUACCAUAUUUAAGUCAUUGUAAUGCAAUGAAAAGAUAGAAUUUAAUGAGAUAUAUUUUUGACUAAGCUCCAUGUUCUGUCCAAUGUGGAUGAUCUCAUCACAUCUAGAAGAUGUUCGAUAGGUUUCAAUGCACCUAUAUUCUCCCACAUUUCUGCCUGGUACACCAAUAGGGACAGUUAGGUUGUUAGGCCAUUUCGAGAACAAAGAGUGCAUCCAGGUAGCCCUUUAAUCCAAGAACAUUUGUGUUUUUAAAACACUAAUGUUCCCAGAUCGUAGUCUACACACAACCCAGAAAGCUUAUGCUUUCUGGGACAGGUGUCCAGAUGUGCUCCCAGAACUUUUCAGGAGAACACCUGGACACUCUAAUCCCCUCCCCAAAACCCCUUUUAAAAAUAAAAGAACUUACCUGGCCUCCAUUUGCGUGGUACCAGAGCUCUCCUGGCGCGUAGGAAUGACAUGCCAGAGAAGGGGAGGCAGGAGCGAUUUUCCAAGGAUGCUUUCACCCCAUCUAAUGGAUGGAGCUCCACACUGGCCAUGACAUGAUGUUGUGUGGCUGCCAGCAGAGGCCCUGCCCUCAACCAGAGUGAAAGCAUUGCUGAACACUUUCCCCCCAACACAGGAGUCCUCACCGGAGAGCAACACUUCCCUCAUGUGAUGGGGAAAGUAUUGGAGGGAGAUGCUAUGAGUGGGGUGGCAGAUUCACCCAGCUGUUCCUCUCUUUUUUCACAGAUGACAGGCAAAACGGGAUGCUUUGCCUGACUUUUGUAACUAGACUGGACUUCAAGGGGCUUGCCUUCUUGUGCCUUGUUAUCAGACUGAGAUAAAAGACAGAUAGGCAUUCGUUGGGCAUAGUGACACUUUCCUUCUCAUCUCAGGCAGAGGAACAGCUUAUAUUACUGAUCUCCAGGAGAUAGCAGGUAGUAGUUAUAAUAGCUAUCACAUUUCCAUUAGGGUUAAAUUUAUCCUCCAUAUGCCUGCCUAAUCUCAUUUUGAAGUCACCAAAUCAGUGACCAUUAUUGCCACGACUUACAGAAUUGUUGCUUUUAGUGUUAAGUCAUUUCUGGCAUAUGGCAAUCCCAGAGCAAUCCUAUCAUUGGGUUUUCUUGGCAAAAUUUGCCCAGAAGAAGUUUGCUGUUGCCUUGCUCUGUGGCUGAGAGAGAGGGUGAGUUGACCAAAGUUACCCAGUAGGAGGUACCAGAUACUAUCCGAUCUUGGAAGCUAAACAAGGCCAGUUCUGGUUAGUACUAGGAUAGGAAACCUACAAUGAAUACCAGGUGCUGUAAGCUUUUCUUCAAAGGAAGAAUCUGGCAAAACCACCUCUAAACAUCACUUGCCUAAUGAAACCUCCAUUGGUUUGUCAUCACUCUAUAGGUAAUUUGAAGAGGGACACACACAUACUGCAUAGCUGAAUUAUGUGAAUUGAAGUAUGUUUGUUUUCCUGGCCAUUGAAGCAAAAGAUAUUCCCUAUUCAGGUGCUUUGGUCACUGGCAGAGAUCUUGAAAUUGAGCUUGAUAGUCCUGGAAUUCAUCCCAGGGACCAGCUAUUUCAUUUCAUAAGCAUUUAUUUGACCUGGCACACAAAUUAUUUGUAUUCUGGUAUGUGUACCUGAGUACAAAAGCAAAAUGAAAAUCUGUGCUGAAUUUCUACUGCAGAUAUCGCACUAUUACUCUGAGAAGUGCUAGCCACAUUAUGAAUCAAUAAGCUCACAUCUGCUUUCAGUUUAAACUAAACAUAUUGUUUCCCAGUUCCUCAAUUCCCCAAACAGUAAAAAAAAAUUGACAGAUAGCAGCCUUGGGAUCAGUUUCUCUGAAAAGAGAGACCGCUGGAGAUUUAUCAAUUGUUUUUUGUUUUAGUUUUUAUAUUAUAAAUUUAUUUUAAAAUAUACAAAUGGACUCAGAAAAAGUCCACACUAACACAGUCAGCACAAACUUUUAAACUGCACCAGUUUCCCAAAAGUGAACACUGAAGCCAGUUACAUUGAGAGUGGGGGAGAGAAGAAGAAAACGGCAAUGUGCUUCCACUUCCUGCAGUCCAGUGUUCAUGCCCCAAGCAAGUAAGGUGUGUCAUUUAGCUAUUAAACAGCCCUGAAAAGUGAUAGAAGGAACAUCUUGCAGUCAUUACUGACUACAGAGAAAAUAUAUUUAGCAGCCAGCUAAAUAAAGACUAAGGAAAAGAUAAUUUCCUCAUUCAAUAGGCAUAAAAAUUACAGCUGCACCAGUCUUUCAUUUUGACUAUUCCCUUUGAAAUUAGCACAUUCGAUGCAGCUGAAGAACACACUGGGGGGAAAACCCUUCCUCUUCUCAAACCUAUGUGUAGAUUUUCUAUUUGUUUUUUCAGUGUUGUAGUAUUUCCUUGGCUCUUGCUUCCUUCUGUUCUGCCCUCACUAUCUUUGGCUUGAAAUUCCCAUACAGUUAUUAGUUCUGUUGGUUGUAGAUACUUGUUUUAUGUGUGUCCAAGAUCUCAUAAUGUUGCAUCUCAGUGAGGGCAAAAACAAAAAUGGCACUGAGAAGAAUAGUAAAAACAAUACCAAUAUGCUGAAUGACACUGAACCAUAGCAACUGCUUUUCAAGAUUUUUGGAAACAAACAUGAGGUGAGUGACUUUAGAUUAACCCUUUUUAGUGUGAUCAACUCAUAUGCCAUAUUAUAGAAUUAAUAUCUCCCAAAAUGGUAAAGCUUCACAUUUACUGUUAUUCUUCCUAAAAUUCUAUUUCCUUCUCCAGUUAGCAAAAAAUUAUGUUACUUCUAAUUCCAUGACUCCUUUAAAGUCUUUUUCUUCUUCUUGUGUCAACUAGCUACUGAACAGCACUUUGAAGGCAAAGAUAAGUAUGAGGGAAGGGCAGUUUCUCAGCCUUUUCCCCUUAGAUUCCCUACUGAAAAGUCACAUAUACAACAACGUCUUCCCUUCAACCUGUCGUUUCAGUGGCUACAUUGCACGAAAUAAUUUUUUGAAAAAAUAAUCUCAUUUAAAGUUGUCCUGCAGCAAAUAGCACUGUUCAUCCUUGAGAACACUCCUUUUUGGAGUCCAGUGUUCCCUCACUUAUUGCGAGUGUCACAUUCCAGGACCACCCACGAAAUGUGAAAAUCCACAAAGUAGGGACUAUAUAUAUAUAUAGAGAGAGAGAGAGAGAGCAUACCGAGGGUGAGGCAGAAGCAAGGAGAGAUUUAAGGGCAUCGUGACCUUUUUUUUUUUUUUU